UCGUUAGAGUGUCUAAUUGAUUAAUAUGGAGUCUGAAACGAAGUUAUAAACUGUUUCCGUUAUUUGUGUUAACGGCUACUCCAUCAAUAUAUCAAUAGCUCCACCGCCACCUCCACCCCUGGCUUGUUACGUGUCGCAGACGAUUACGCGAUAUAUGUAUAUGUACAUCUGAAUAUAUUCUGGAAAGAAACAAGUUUUAUUGGUUAGAAAAGUGCUGUGUGUGUGCGUCUCUCCCCUCCCUCCGCUUGGUCCCCCCGCUCUCCGAUAGAGGUAACAGCAUCGCGAGCGCGCGCUGAUUGCAUUCUAACGGUAAAACGAGUACGACUCUCCAAUCUCGACUCUGACUCUGACUCUGUCUGUCGUCUUGGCCCGGCCCGGCCUGGCCUAUACGCUGGCCUAUUGCAGCAUCCACAACAACAAUAACAACAACAACAACAACACAACAAUUGCAACCGUAACUAAGUAGCAUACAAGUUGUGAGUUUUGCUUUGUGCUAAUCUUCUCAAUUUAUGCCUCUUGUUCUUCGAUGACGAUGCAAAGUGCAAGAAAGCCAACAUUUUCCAGCUAAACAAAAAAAAAAAGAAUAGAAGAAAAGAAGAAUAAGAAAAGAGGCUAAAGAAAUAUGAAAAGUGUGUGGACAUUUUGAGAACAUUCUGCAUUUGGCCCAAUUUCAAUGUCGUGUCAUUAAUCGCAUAUGCAACGCUCCAAAUUGGAUUUCGACUUGGCCUAGAACUGUAAACGGCACAUACAGAAAAAGAGAACGAGUGAUAGCUCCACGUUGCAGCGACACCAACACCAACAACAGCAAUUUCAAAUGGCGCCCAGCGUGUGUGAAACCUCGCCCAAAUUGCCACCUCACAAUGCGGCAGGUGGACAAACUCAGACCCAGACUCAAACACAGUCACAGACACAGAUUUCCAAUCCUGCUUCGGCUCUCUCCAGUGUCAAAUGUGGUGCCAGCAGCUUGAAUGGUUCAUUGGCAUCCUAUAAAAUGGCCGGAUCUGAGCAGAGUUGGCCACAGGCACCAGUAUACAGCAAGGAGAAUCAACGUCCACCUGUUUACAAUCCCGAAGACUACGUGCAAUCCUUGCGCAAGUUUACCAAAGGCAGCGGUGCCUCCAAAGUGCAAUCCAUCUACGAUGUCAACAUCAACGGCAACUCCAACAACAAGGAGGAUGUCUAUAAAGCCGCCACAUUGCCAGCCAAACACUCCGGCUACAAAAGUCCCAUUCCGGCGCCACCUGAAAGCGACAGCGAAAUGUCCCUGCGACAGUUUGGUUCCAUCACCGAUCUUCUCACCAAACUGCGCGCUGAUCUGCGAGUGUCUUUCCCCAGCUUUGUCCAAGAAUUUGUGGCCACCCCUUCCGAUGGCAUCAGUCACUUGCUGGAGGUGCUGCGAGCCAUUCAAAUGGCACAGGCCAGCAAUGCACCUGCUCCGCUGGCUGGUGGCACCAAUUCUCUGGCCAUGUCACGCAAUCCACAGAGCUAUCAACGCCGAGCACUGCUCGACGAGCUCUCCUGCCUACAAUGCCUGAGCAUUUGCUGUUCCCGAUCUCUGGAUGCCAUAGCCCGCUUAGGCAAUACACCAGUUGGUCUAAUGCCGCUUGCUUCGUCGGCCACCGGACAAGGCAUACGUGGACGCAUCCUGGCGCUGCAGCUGCUCGCCUCCGCCUGCGAUCGUCAGCCAUUUGGCCAGGGCAAUGGUGGGCAGAAGAUCAGCGCCGCUGGACACACAGCCGUCUCAGAGGCCAUGUCCACACUGCGAUUGCGAUGCAGUGAACCUGUCCGUUUCCGUCUGCUCAUUGGGAUACUCAACAGCGGCGGCGGUUCCGGCGAAUUGCAGUGCGCGGGAAUCAAAUUCCUCAACACAUUCAUCGAGAGCGCUGUCAGUUUGCAGCAGCGCCUGUACAUUCAAGCGGAGCUCUUCCAGGCGGGCCUGGAAACCAGCACGCUGGCCAGAACCAUCUCCUCCUCGUCUCCCUGGCUGGACGCGCUUCGCGGCGAGAUCAAGCGCUUCAAUGAGCUCCACAUCGAUGUGGACAAGAUGCUGGCCCAGGCACGCGAUGCCGAUCGUGUGCGCAGUCAAAUGGUCAUAUUGGAGCGACGUGUCCAGAUCUUGCACGAGGAGAAGACCGUGCUCACAUCCAUGGAACGUCGUCUGCAAGAACGCUGUGCCGAGCUGCAAAGGGAGAUCUUUCGGCUGCAGGGAGCACAAGAGUCUGGCUUCAAGCCCGUGGAAUCUCAUCAGCCUGUCGCCUUGCCACGUCAGGUGCCGCCCACAUCCACAUUGCCCGGAGGCAGCAAGCAGAGCUGCUCGGAGCACGAGGAUGAGGGCAUCAGCAGCUCCGAGACGGGCGCCUCACUGAGUCCAGUGCCCAUUCUGGUGCUGCCCUCCAAGACGAAGCAUCACAAGCAGUCUCGCAAGUCGAAGCUGGAGGAGGAUGACGACGAUGCUGCCACAAUUGAGGAUGUCAUCGAGGAGCUGGACAACAUUGUCAGCGAGGCGGAGAAACAGAUCUCCAGCCAAGCCUCCAGUCAGGUCAAAUCCCAUCAGCGUGCCGUGGAACAGGAGCAGGACAUUGUUCCGGUGAACAUUGUGCCUCAGCCGCCACGCAAGUCCCGAUCUCUGGCCCAUCUUGUGCCCCGCACAGACUGCUCCGAGCAGGAAGGCUCCCAAUAUGGCAUGUUGAUGCUGCAUCCAUCGGGGGAUUCCACUGCUGUGGAAAGACUGGCUGCCAUGCAGACCUUCUUCGAUGAGGUGGACUAUAAUGCAACCGAUGGAGAUCAGCAUCAAUCCUAUGUGAUGGAUGUGCCCUCGCCGGAUAUGCCCGAGACGGAGGCGAACACCACGGCAACGGCAUACAAUGCGAGCAUCAAUCGGGAGCUGCUCGAUGUCAUCAUGAAUGCGCGGCACGAUGAGCACGAUCCGACCAUGUUGGCACUGAGGAACAGCACCCAAAAUGCCGUGCAGGUCGAGAGGCAAUCAUUCACAAAGCCAGCAGCUCCAGCGCCGCCUGCUCAGCACUUCAAUGGCGUCUUCUUCAUGACGGGCAUGAAUACACCUCAAAAGUAUCCCAAACCGGAUCUCACAGCGGCUCUGCAGGCACGCAGAGUGACCAAGAAUGUGGAACGCCUCGAGGCGGCCUUUGCCUCCUCAACCCACGAUCCCUCCCAGGAUGCCAACAUGGUCAGGGAGAAAUCACGCAGCAAUCAGCAGAUCUACUUCAGCAGCAACCCUGCAAUGAGAAUGCACGACUACCCUGCCACAGCUCAAAUAUCCGGCAAUGCUUCCGCCCGUACACGAUCCUACACUCAAGGCUCCAAGGUCACCGAUCUUCCUUCUGGCCUUUAUUGAACUCUCUCCUCGUUUAGAUACUUUAGCUGCUGUGCAAUACAAAGCAAUCCUAGCUAUAAGCAGAAUACUGAACAUCCAAUUUCAAUCAGCAUACCUAAUUAUAUAUAUCUAGUAUAAUAUAGUAUUUCUUAGCUUAGAUUCGGUGGCAGCUUCAAUCGGGUCCCUAACCUUAAGUCAGUUGGUAUUAGUUGACUUCUAGGCUAAUCAUUUCUAUGCUUAAUCUUACAACAUAUUUAUACUAUUUUUGUUUAAACAAAUAUACAAAUAAAUCUUUUAUUUUACAAUGAA
Drosophila innubila is the source of this 3643-nucleotide messenger RNA. RefSeq lists its product as uncharacterized. Gene Ontology annotation, cellular component: cytosol. Gene Ontology annotation, biological process: cell migration; regulation of cell shape; cortical actin cytoskeleton organization. Gene Ontology annotation, molecular function: actin filament binding; small GTPase binding. The record is from RefSeq and is a predicted model, not a curated record. Lineage: Eukaryota; Metazoa; Arthropoda; Insecta; Diptera; Drosophilidae. Bases 815 to 3355 code for a protein of 846 amino acids. The transcript has 5 exons.